Molecule: messenger RNA, 1137 nt
Organism: Dromaius novaehollandiae (emu)
Lineage: Eukaryota; Metazoa; Chordata; Aves; Casuariiformes; Dromaiidae
Gene: RSPH9
Product: radial spoke head component 9
Exons: 5
Coding region: 221-1048 (275 amino acids)
Biological process (GO): cilium movement involved in cell motility; motile cilium assembly; axoneme assembly
Cellular component (GO): axoneme; radial spoke
Source: RefSeq, a predicted model, not a curated record
CUCGAGCGCGCGCUCUCCCGUCCCGCGGCCUCGCCACGGCGCUGAAUUUGAUUGACGCUCCGGUUCUGCCGGCGAGCGGCGGCUCGCUCCCUCCCCCGCCCCCAGCGGAAGUGAGCGGUCACCUUUGACCCCAGAGCUGCAGCAACGGCGCGGCUCCCGCCCGCCCUAGCGACGGUUGUCUGGCAACGGGCCCGCGGCGUCGCUGCCCGCCGCUGCCGCCAUGGACGCGGCGUCGCUGCCCGGCGCCCUGGACCUGGUGGCCAGCGGCGGCGCGGGGCUGAGCCCGGAGAAGCGGGCGGCGCUGGGGGCCUCGCUGCCGCUGCUGCAGCGCGACUACCGCUUCGAGCGGGUCUGGUUCUGGGGCCGCAUCCAAGGCCUCCGCGGCGCCUAUUACAUCGCCGAGGGGCUGGGCCCCGACCGCGCCGCGCCCCGCAGCCGCCUCUACAGCUUGAACUGCGUGGAGUGGAGCCUCCUGCCGCCGGCGAGCGAGGAAAUGGUUGCGCAGGCUGAGAAGCUGAAGGGCCGCUUCCAGGGGGAUCCCUCUUUUGAGUAUGAGCUCGCUGAGAUAAAGGCAGAAGAUGCCGAAAAAUUAACUGAAGAUGGGCAGGAGCCCGUGAUCAAGGAGGAGGCCCGCCUUGUAGCUACGAUAGAACAGAUAGAUAAAGCAGUUGGUAUCAUCCCCCGGGGUUCAUUUGUGAAGACUCCUCUGGGGUCUGUGCAUGAAAACAGAAACUUUGAAGGUCUUUCUUUGACGGAGGCAAAAAAGUUAAGUUCCUAUUUUCAUUUGACUGAGCCUGUUAACCUGAAGAAUAAAACUCUGCUGGAAAAGGCUGACCUGGACCCAUCUACAGACUUUCUGGACUCUCUGGAGCAUGAUAUCCCAAAAGGUUCCUGGACUGUGCAGCUAGAGAAGGGAGGCGUCGUAGUGGUGCUGAGGAGCCUGCUUUGGCUGGGACUGACUUUCUACCAUGUGCCAAUGACCAAGCAAUAUGGCUACGUCUACUUCGGCACUGGUGAGAAGAACUUAGAUCUGCCCUUCAUGCUGUGACCCUGCCUGGGCUGAUGACUCAAAAGUGUUUAGAUGUUAUCCUUUGAGAUCUGUGUUUAUUGCUUAUUCUAAUAAAUAUAUGAAACCUC